UACAAAUGUAGAAACUGUUUAUCCACACUGGCCUUUCUAACUGAAGCAUUUGAAGAUUUCAUCAAUAUGAAAUUUCAUUUUAAAUUCAUCAUUGCAGCUUUUUGUUUCUCUCAAUUUGUGUAUAUAUUUUUAUACAGGGCAGUUAAUCUGGCAAUUAAAAAGCAAAACAAGAAGCAACAAGAUAUGGAAGAUGAUCCCAAUUCAGUGAAUAACCAACCCUCAAAGAAACAGUAUUUGCCUUUAGAGGACACAUCGCAUAGCUGGACAAAAUCUUUGACAUGUGAAAAAGAGACUGGAUAUAACAUUCACAAAAAUGGGAGUAUAUUUGUUAGUUGUUUCAAUGAUACAAUCUAUGUGACAGGGUAUGAUAUUGCACAGACAAAACCUGGUGCUGACUGCACCCAUAGUACAUGCAAGAAGAUAAACCAUGGUAGGCAACCUAUAAUGUACCGAUACCCAAAACAUCCAAUGCUACCAAUAGAAGACAUGGUUACACUUGUUGUCAAAACUGCGAAUAGAUUAGACCUUGUCCAGCGGCUAAUCAUCAGUGUAUGGAAUCUCUAUCCUAAAAUGAAAUGUAUUGUCAUUGAUGACUAUAAUGAGGAUUUUGGGAAAAGACCAGACCUACAAAGUUUCUUUCAAAAGUCAUCGAAUGUGAUGUAUCUCCAGACUCAUGUUAAUGCAGGCAUAAGUUAUGGUAGAAACCUUGCACUCAACUUGGUAAGGACAAAAUAUGUCUUCCUGACUGAUGAUGAUGUUGUCUUGGAUAAAAACUCUAACAUUACUAAACUAGUCGAUUUAGUAGAACAUACUGACUUAACCUUUGCUGGAGCAGCAUACACAAAGCCUAAGCCCUAUUCAGGAGCUUUAAUGAUACGGCCAACACACCCAGAUCCAAAAAGAAGACCAACUUUGAUAAGGAAUGAAACUGUGGAAUUACUGCAAUACCCACUGAUUUAUUAUGAGAGAGUGAAGUGUUUUGGUCACUGCUAUGUCACAGAUAUAGUGCAGAACACAUUCGUAGCCCCCUUGGAACAUUUAUUAAAGAUUGGGGGUUGGGAUGCCAGUAUCAAAACACAAGAGCAUAUAGAUUUUUUCCUAACUGUGCGUAAUAUUGGACUGAAAGUUGCCAGAUGUUUAGAUGUCAUUGUAUAUCAUCGACCUCCAGUUGUCAAUACACUACGUAAAGAAAGAGGUCAAAAUGCAGGAAUUUACUUUGAAAUCAUCAAAAAUAAAUGGGAAUUUUCAAAAUGGCUGCAAUGUAAGCCUAGUGUAAUCUUCAAAUAUCCAAAUGUGACUCUACCUGGUGAUUGUAGGCAACAUUACAACUUUGACAAUAUUAGGUACCCAUCAUGGUACAUUAAGAGCAAUGCAACAUCCAAUACUGACAUUGAUGAAGUUUAAUACAUCUUAUUUGAUCAAAAGAAUUAUAGAUCAAGGCCUACAAGAAAUAAAUGUAAAAAAUUACAAUCAAAACUUAAUUAAAACUCAUCUUUGAAAUUUAUUACUUAACCUUUACCAUGCUGCCUUAUUUCAGCAAAUAUAUCCCACGCAACUGGCUUAUUUUUCAAAGAGUGCAAAAAAUGAUAUACCUGGACUAAAUAAUUAAUAUCUCAAUAACUACUGAAUGAAUCUGGAUAAAAU
Molecule: messenger RNA, 1644 nt
Organism: Owenia fusiformis
Lineage: Eukaryota; Metazoa; Annelida; Polychaeta; Sabellida; Oweniidae
Source: the annotation of a GenBank genome assembly